This is a messenger RNA of Patella vulgata (common limpet), 2861 nucleotides long. Its product is annotated as cytochrome P450 1A1. NCBI's taxonomy places the organism in Eukaryota, Metazoa, Mollusca, Gastropoda, Patellidae. The record is from RefSeq and is a predicted model, not a curated record. Gene Ontology annotation, molecular function: iron ion binding; oxidoreductase activity, acting on paired donors, with incorporation or reduction of molecular oxygen; monooxygenase activity. The transcript is spliced from 11 exons. The coding region runs from base 152 to 1666 and encodes 504 amino acids.
GUAGAGAAAAUAUUACAUGGCAUACCGAAUCGAUGGUAACUUUUUUGAGUUGUGAUUGAUAUAGCUGAAAUAAACUUUACAAGAGUGGUUACAUCCGAGGAUAGCCCGUUAUAUUAUCUAUAUUACUACAAGCCAAUGUAAAACUACAAAAAUGCUGGAAGAAAUAGUAAAACAGAUUCCUCUAUCUUUAACCACCCAGGCCUUGUUGAUCGGGAUAACAGUGGGCGUGGUUACAUAUUACACAUUUGGAAAGAGGAAAUACAAAUUACCACCUGGACCGUGGGCUCCUCCAUUACUUGGAAAUAUUGGGGCAAUAAUGUCCAACACACCUCUUUAUAAGCUAUUAUUAGACUGGAGACAAGACUACGGACCGGUGAUAACUAUAUACUUUGGGCCUCUAAGAUGUAUAAUGUUAAAUAGUGGUGAUGCUGUGAAUGAAGCUUAUGUUAAAAAGGCUGCCGAAUUUGCAGGAAGAUAUCAGAUUUGGUCAAUGGCUUCUUUCUCAGAUGAUUACAGAAACAUCGUAUUUUCUGAUAUUUCGCCAGCGUGGAAAUAUUUAAGGAAAAUAGCUCAUCAAGGUUUAAGGCAAUACCUAUCUGGAAGCGCUUUAGAGGAAAACUUAUUUGAAACAUCAUCAAAAACGAUGAAUAAAUUCAGAGAAGAAAAUGGAAAACCCAUUAAUAUAUACAAAUACAUAAAUUUAUUGGUCUUUAAUUUACUUAAUGGUGUCUGUUUUAAUAAAAGUUUUGAAAUUGAUGAUAAAUUAUUUCUGGAGUUGGUAGAAAGUUUAAAUUCUGUUAAUGACGAUAUUGGAAAAGGUUUCUUGGAAGACAUAAUACCACCGCUCCGUAAAUAUCCAACAGCAAAAUUUAAAAAAAUCAAGAAAAAUUUUGGAGUAAUUGAGACUUUUAUUGCAGAGGAAUUUGCAAAACAUCAAGAGCUAUAUUCGGAAGGGAAUAUGAAAGAUUUUACAGAUUUUUUGAUCCAUGGUAAAAAGCAAGCAGCACUUGAAGAUCCUGAAAUAAACUCCAUUGUCACAGACAGACAUUUAAUACAAGCUGUUACUGAUAUAUUUGGAGCUGGAGUUGAUACAACCAGGCAGACAAUCACGUGGACCAUUCUAUUAUUAGUAACACAUCCAGAAAUACAGAAGAAAGUUCAAGAUGAAUUAGAUGAAGUAUUUGAUGCCGGUCAGCCAGUGACAGUAAGCAGUAGAGAAAAAUUACCAUACACAGAGGCUGUUCUUCACGAGAGUAUGAGAAUUUGUCCUGUUGUUCCAAUUGGGUUACCACAUAAAACACGAUGUGAUGUAACUUUAGGAGACUAUGAGAUACCAGAAGGUACUAUGGUGAUGACCAAUCAUUGGGCUCUUCACCACGAUCCAGAUGUAUGGAAGGAUCCGGAGGUCUUCAGACCUGAAAGAUUCCUGGAUGAAGAUGGAAAGUUGGCGCCAAAAACAAUGUCAUGGCUGCCAUUUUCUGCUGGACGUAGAAAUUGCCUGGGUGAAACUAUUGCCAGACCCGAAAUGCAUCUCAUGCUGGCUCUGCUUCUGAGAAAUUUCACAUUUAGAUGUCCUGAAGGCGAAACCAUCAAUUUGAUUCCAGUGCCAGCACUAACUUUUUCACCACCCAUGAAUUACGUAGUGGCGGAAGAACGUACAAAUUAAAAACAAACUACUCGCAAUGAGCACCAGACAUGUUUCUGAGUAAGCACUUCAACUAAUCAAAUUGAGCGACAGACAUGAUUCUAAUUAAAAAUUAACUAAUCAAAUUAAGCUUUAUGGCUUAUUUGUGUAAUAACAGCUUUAGCAGUUGAUUAAAGUAGAAAUUUCAUAUAUAUUAGUGAAUAAAACUCACAUUUAGACGUCCUGAAGGCAAAAUAUAGCAGCUGUAAUCAAAACAAUAGUCCAAGGUACCUUUAACCAUUUAUUGUUCCUUUCUUACAACUCUAUAGGAUGUUUGUACCAUAAACUUUUGAAUCGUUAAACCAUUAUACAACACUGACUGUACAUAGGAUAGGCUUACUACUGGUGGACGUUGAUUCACCAUGUUCGAUUAAUAGCCUAUCUUUACUGGUUUACUAUACUAAACCCAAAGUCUAAAUACUCGUCUUCAACUGUCGUUACAAUUCAGAAAACCAUUGCCCUUGUUUAUCUUACAUGAACGGAGCGGCCAACGGUUUUAGAACAAUCGACGUUUAGUGUCUCUCUAACUUUUCAACAAACACGUUUACAUUGCCGCCAUAACAGGAAUGAGAGAGAGAGAGAAGUGGAGUUUAACGCCCACUUGACACAAAUUAGGUCAUUUCGGGACUAACACAUGGUUUAAAUUUAUUUCAAUAAUUCGCUUGCGCGUAUAUAGGGGUCUUUAGCAGUGGGAGGAAACCGGGGUACCCGGAGAAAACCCAAGAGGUUGGACCGGCGACUCUACUCCUUGUCACGUACAACCGGGGAAUCGAAAAACCGUCAGUUGACUCAAUGACAGACUUUAUGAUACAGCGCGCACAUGCUAACCAUUCGGCCGUCCAUACUCCCGAACAGGAAUGAGACCACGACUUAAAACUAUGGCCACAGAACACACUUGUAGUCCCAGACAAUUAAUUAAUUUGCCUUACACAUAAUGCAAUACAUUUGCUACAGUAACACAAAACCAUUAAUUUGUUUCCAGCGCCAAAACUAGGUUUUGCCCCGGGAUGAAUUAAAAAUUCUACUAAUCAGAUUGAGCAACAGACAUGAUUCUAACUAAAAAUUCGGCUAAUCAGAUUUAGUUUUAUAGUUUUCUUGUGUAAUAUGGCUUUAGCAGUUGAUUAAAUUAGAAAUUCCACAUAUAUUUUACGGAAUAAAACUGUUUUAAUUUUGCUUA